CUCACCUCACAGACACCUCCUCUCUGGAUCCUCGAGAGGUAUAAAGACGGGCCUUCCACCACCAGACAUGUGCAUUCUAUUACCAUGAAUCCACUCCUGAUCCUUGCCUUUGUGGGAGCUACUGCUGCUGCCCCCUUUGAUGAUGAUGACAAGAUCGUUGGGGGCUACACCUGUGAGGAGAAUUCUGUCCCCUACCAGGUGUCCCUGAAUUCUGGCUACCACUUCUGCGGUGGUUCCCUCAUCAGCGAACAGUGGGUGGUGUCUGCAGGUCACUGCUACAAGCCCCACAUCCAGGUGAGACUGGGAGAGCACAACAUUGAAGUCCUGGAGGGGAAUGAGCAGUUCAUCAAUGCAGCCAAGAUCAUCCGCCACCCCAAAUACAACAGGAAGACUCUGAACAAUGACAUCAUGCUGAUCAAGCUCUCCACACCUGCCGUCAUCAAUGCCCGUGUGUCCACCAUCUCUCUACCGACCGCCCCUCCAGCUGCUGGUACCCAGUGCCUUAUCUCCGGCUGGGGCAACACUGCGAGCUCUGGGGCCGACUACCCAGACGAGCUGCAGUGCCUGGACGCUCCUGUGCUGACCCAGGCUAAAUGUAAAGCCUCCUACCCUUUAAAGAUUACCAGCAACAUGUUCUGUGUGGGCUUCCUUGAGGGAGGCAAGGAUUCCUGCCAGGGUGACUCUGGUGGCCCUGUGGUCUGCAACGGACAGCUUCAAGGAGUUGUCUCCUGGGGCUAUGGCUGUGCCCAGAAGAGAAGGCCUGGAGUCUACACCAACGUCUACAACUAUGUGGACUGGAUUAAAGACACCAUAGCUGCCAACAGCUAAAGCCCCCGUUCACUCUGCAGUCUCUAUACCAAUAAA
Molecule: messenger RNA, 864 nt
Organism: Pongo pygmaeus (Bornean orangutan)
Lineage: Eukaryota; Metazoa; Chordata; Mammalia; Primates; Hominidae
Product: putative trypsin-6
Exons: 5
Coding region: 85-828 (247 amino acids)
Biological process (GO): proteolysis
Molecular function (GO): serine-type endopeptidase activity
Source: RefSeq, a predicted model, not a curated record